Messenger RNA from Penicillium riverlandense, 810 nucleotides. RefSeq lists its product as uncharacterized. The record is from RefSeq and is a predicted model, not a curated record. Bases 1 to 810 code for a protein of 269 amino acids. The transcript has a single exon. Lineage: Eukaryota; Fungi; Ascomycota; Eurotiomycetes; Eurotiales; Aspergillaceae.
AUGUGGCCCGCUACUGAAUCGCCGUUCAAGGGUAACUGGGGUUAUUAUACAGGGACAGUAUCAUCAGGGUCGGGUGCCAUAGACUCUACUUCAGCCGUAAAUGACCUGGCAGGCAGCUUCUACACAGCUUUCAGCGGCGCCUGCACCGACACGGGCACUCCUAUCGUUACGACCACCACCACAAUGUCACUUUAUACAGAUUCACAGCUUCCAGGAGGUGCGAGGGGUUCGAUUACGCAAACAACCGAGCCGGCCACUUACUACGCAUGUGCCGCAACCACAGUGAGCGUCGCGCCAUGGUGGGUCGCGUCCGAUGAAUCUUCAGGGGGCGUUGACCAGAGUGGAACUUUGGAAGUUGCGAUUAUUGAGUCCCAGUACUCUUUGGAGAACCUCGACACAUGGCUUUGGUCUCUAGCGUGGAGAUUUGCGCAUGCGGCAGUCAAUUCCAUUACCAUUGAUUACGUCGACAACCCGGAUGCCGGAGGGUAUGAUGCUACGUCAUCCACCACGAACAAGUUCCCUUUUUUUUUGGUCCCGCAACAAGUCCAGCUCAUGUACGGAGAUAGUCUUAAUGAUGGCAUAGGGCUAGAGCGGAUAACAGCGCAAACGACUUGGAAGGAAGGCUCGGAGUCAGAACUGGCGUGCGAAAUCGCGAAGGAUGUUGAGGAGGGGCUCAUGGCCUUCGCAUCCUUCGCAGCAGGGCCUGAAGGGGCAGCUAUGGGACUUACGAUGUCGACGGAAGUGAGAAUGGCCAUAUCGUACGGGGUACAAGCUGGCCGUUUCAUUAUGGGAUGCUCCGGUUCCGAGUGA